AGAAGUGCUUAUCAGCAAAGCGACAUGUAGAUCAUCUAAUAGAGUUUCUUAGUUAUACUUUUUUUUUUUAAUUUACCACAAACCCACACACAUCCUGUUCUAUGUAUGUGCUGCUAUUGUGAUUGGUUUCUUUUUAACCAAACCUGAUGUAUUCUGCUCCUUCCUCUUUAAAACACCAACUUUUCAACCUCAGGAGCUGAAGACCUAGAUGGAACACUCCGAAAGUGCAAUAAACAGAGUUGGUCGUGCUAUGUGGACUGUUUGGGGUUACCUCACAGGCACUGUAGGAAGAUAUCUCAGACCAGAGGUCACAAACAAAGAGGCCCAAACUGUGCAACACAUUGCACCAAUCAGUAAGGAUUAUAAGGAGUUAAACAUCAAGGAAGAAGAAAAAACUGAAAUAAAACCAAGUGAGAGAAAGACAAAAGAAGAUCUGCAGUAUCCCAGGAUUAGAGUGCGCACCGCUGCUGUUCAGUGGGAAAAGGGGAACAUUGCUCAUGAUCAUCAUGAGGUAAAAGACAAGAGCAAACACACUUGUGCUAGCUCAGAGGGCAUAGACAAGAAAUCGCAGACAAAGAAUGAUGAUGAAGAAACAUUGGAUAAUAAAAGUGAGUCAAGAAGAACUCAUGGUACCCAAUUUACUGAACAAAAAGAUUCACCUGCUUAUAUUGAUACAGAUGUAAAGAACCGAGAAAGAACAUUUUCUGGAAGUGAGGAAGCUGAUCUAAAUGUUGAGAGGAGUGAAACCAAUCAGGAAAAGACAAAGCAACCAUUAGAGGAAGAAGAAGAGAUUAUCAUGAGGAGACAGUUUGAUGAAACUGAAGAAGAACCAAUUAAAUGUGAGUUUAUUGACCAGGGUUUAUUAAUAAAGGAAGAUUAUCUAAAUGUUGAGAGGAGGGCAAACAGCCAGGAGGAGAGAAGGAAAUCCAAAGAGGAAGAGGAAGGUGUUGAAAUUAUGAAAAGAGAGAAUGAUGAACCUGAAGAAGAACCAUUUAAAAAUGACUCUAUUGACCAAGGUUUACUGACAAAGGAAUUUGAUCUAAAUGUUGCGAGGAGUGAAAACAUCCAGGAACAGAGAAGAAAACAGGAAGAGGAAGGUGUUGAUGAAAUUAUGAGGAGUGAGAAUGAUGAAACUGGAGAAGAACUGACUAAAAGCAAGUUUACUGAGCAAGGCUUAGUGGCCAGGGAAGCUGAUUUAAAUGUUGAGAGGAAUGAAAAUGAUCAGGAGCAGGUAAGGAAAUCUGAAGAGGAACAGGAAGGUGUUGAUGAAGUUGUGAGGAGAAAGGAUGAUGAAACUAAGGAAGAACCAAUUGAAGAAGGCUUACUGGCCAAGGAAGCUGGUCUAAAUGUUGAGAAGAGGGCAAACACCCAGAAAGAGAGAAGGAAACCUGAUGAAGAAGAAGAGGAAAGUGUCAACGAAAUCUCAAGAAAAGAGUAUGAUGAAAUUGAAGAACCAACUAAAAGUGAGUUCAUUGAAGAAGGCUUACUGGCCAAGGAAGUUGAUCUAAAUGUUGAGAUGGAUGAAGACAGUCAGGAACUGAGAAGGGAAUCCAAAGAGGAAGAGGAAGGUGUUGAUGACAUUAGGAGAAGAGAGAAUGAUGAAAGUGAUGAACCAAUUAAAAGUGAGUCUAUUGACCAAGGCUUAUUGACAAAGGAAUUUAAUCUAAAUGUUGAGAGAAAUGAAAACAGUCAGGAGCAGAGAAGGAAAUCUGAUGAAGAAGAGGAAGGUGUUGAUAAAAUCUCAAAAAGAAAGUAUGAUGAAACUGAAGAACCAAUUAAAAGUGAGUUCAUGGAAGAAGGCUUAUUGGCCAAGGAAGCUGAUCUAAAUCUUCAGAAGGAUGAAAACAUUCAGGAGCAGAGAAGGAAACAGGAAGGGGAAGGUAUUCAAAUUGUGAAGAGAAAGGAUGAUGAAACUGAAGAACUGAUUAAAAGUGAGUUUAUUGAAGAAAGCUUACUGGCCAAGGAAAUUGAUCUAAAGGCUGAGAUGGAUGAAAACAGUCAACAUUUGAAGAGGAAAUCCAAAGAGGAAGAGGAAGGUGUUGAUGAAAUUAGGAGAAGAGAGAAUGACGAAAGUGAUGAAGAACCAAUUAAAAGUGAGUUUAUUGACCAAAGCUUAUUGACAAAGGAAUUUGAUCUAAAUGUUGAGAGGAGUGAAAACAUCCAGGAGCAGAGAAGAAAACAGGAACGUGUUGAUGAAAUUGUGAAGAGAAUGGAUUAUGAAACUGAAGAACUGAUUAAAAGUGAGUUUAUUAAAGAAGACUUAUUGGCCAAGGAAGCUGAUCUAAAUGUUGAGAGAAAUGAAAAUGGUCAGGAACAGAGAAGGAAAUCUGAAGAAGAAGAAGAAGAAGAAGAAGAAGAAGAAGAAGAAGAAGAAGAAGAAGGUGUUGAUGAAAUCUCAAGAAAAGAGUAUGAUGAAAUUGAAGAACCAACUAAAAGUGAGUUCACUGAAGAAGGCUUAGCCAAGGAAGCUGAUCUAAAUGUUGAAAUGGAUGAAAACAGUCAGGAACUGAGAAGGGAAUCCAAAGAGGAAGAGGAAGGUGUUACUGAAAUUAGGAGAGGAGAGAAUGAUGAAAGUGAUGAGCCAAUUAAAAGUCAGUCUAUUGACCAAGGGUUAUUGACAAAGGAAUUUGAUCUAAAUGUUAAGAGAAAUGAAAACAGUCAGGAGCAGAGAAGGAAAUCUGAUAAAGAAGAAGAAAAAAAAGAAGGUGUUGAUGAAAUCUUGAAAAGAAAGUAUGAUGAAACUGAAGAACCAAUUAAAAGUGAGUUCAUGGAAGAAGGCUUAUUGGCCAAGGAAGCUGAUCUAAAUAUUGAGAGGGAUGAAAACAUUCAGGAGCAGAGAAGGAAACAGGAAGGGGAAGGUAUUCAAACUGUGAAGAGAAAGAUUGAUGAAAUUGAAGAAGAACUGAUUAAAAGUGAGUUUAUUGAAGAAGGCUUACUGGACAAGGAAACUGAUCUAAAGGCUGAGAUGGAUGAAAAUUGUCAGCAGUUGAAGAGGAAAUCCAAAGAGGAAGAGGAAGGCGUGGAUGAAAUUAGGAGAACAGAGAAUGCCGAAAGUGAUGAAGAACCAAUUAAAAGUGAGUUUAUUGACCAAGGCUUAUUGACAAAGGAAUUUGAUCUAAAUGUUGAGAGGAGUGAAAACAUCCAGGAGCAGAGAAGAAAACAGGAAAGUGUUGAUGAAAUUGUGAAGAGAAUGGAUUAUGAAACUGAGGAACUGAUUAAAAGUGAGUUUAUUAAAGAAGACUUAUUGGCUAAGGAAGCUGAUCUAAAUGUUGAGAGAAAUGAAAAUGGUCAGGAACAGAGAAGGAAAUCUGAAGAAAAAGAAGAGGAGGAGGGUGUUGAUGAAAUCUCAAGGAGAGAAUAUCAUGAAACUGAAGAAGAACCAAUUAAAUACAAGUUUGUUGACCAAGACCCUAAAGAACAGGCAAAUAUGCGUGAUAUGGGAGAUACAGCAGUGGUCCAGGUGGUCUCGGUGGAGAAGAUAAUGGACUGUAUUUAUGAUCAGGAUAUAAAUGAGCCAAAUGUGGUAGAACAGAGCAAUCAGGGAAGGACUGAGCAUGAAAAUGAAGGGAGAAAAUCACAAAUUGUAGAUGAAGUUUUGUUGAUGGAGUUGGCUUCAACAUGGGAAGGGAGGGAUCCUUUAAAAGACAGCCUCAAACUGGAGGUAGAAAUGACUAAAAAUGCCACACUGUUCCAAGGAAAGGAAGUGACUGAAGUCAACAAUGAGGAAACAAAGACUGUGGGAAAAAUGAAAGAUGGAUAUCAUGAAGAGUUCUCAGCAUGGAAGCAGUUCACAGGCACUGACAUUGUUGAAGAACAGAAAGUUUGUGACACAGGAAUGAAAGAAACUUUGAAACAAAUUGAAGUUAUUGAUAAAAAUGUGGAGACUGAAUGUGAACUACAGGAGAUGGAACAUAUAGAAAAUGCAGAAAUGGACAAAAAUGAGUCUGAACCCAGCAGGAUGGUUGAAGAUGAGGGUAAUAAUUUGACUGUUACAAUGGAAUUGCAGCAGUUAGAACAAAGUAAAGAGGAAAAAGCCACAUCAGAGGUGACCCUGAAUGUAGAUCUCGGGCAGUUAGAUGAUAAAGCUCAUGAUCACAAUAGUUCACAACGACAAGUGAUGGUGACUAAACAAGAAGUUGAGGGCCUCAUUACACAACCAGAAACAAGGACAGGAAACCAACUGGAAACUGUUGAAACCACAUCAAAAUUCAGAGCAGAAGUUGCUGCAGUGGAUGUGAAGAAAUCAGCUGAGAGCGAGACUAGCUCGCAUAAGCAGCCCAUCGAUAGAGAAGAGGUGGCUGGACAGGAAAUAAUGGGCCAGUGCUUCCUUGAACAAGGGUUUUUACUAGAAGAAUCGGCAAAUCCACGGAUAAAUGAAUUAAGUUUCCUGGAAGCACCUUUUAGUGAAAUAAAGUCAGUUCCUCUCGAGCAAGUAGAUGAAACUGCAGUUGAGUCUGUUGAUGAAAUGCAAAGUAAAGAGGAAAAAGCCACAUCAGAGGUGGCCCUGAAUGUAGAUCUCAGGCAGUUAGAUGAUAAAGCUCAUGAUCACAAUAGUUCACAACAGGAACUGGAUGAGUGCUCCAGUGAAGCUGAAUUAAAUGUGGCAGCAAAGUCCAGCUCACCAAGUAAAGUAACAGGAAUGAGCAAAGGUGAACUGAAAUGUGAGCAAGCUCAACCUGAAUGUGAAAUAUCUCUUGUCGAGAACACUUGUGAUCAGUCAAUUCUCAGUGAGAUCCCAUUAGAGAAACAGAUAAAUCAGAGUGAGUACACAGCGCAAGAUUCAGCUGCUGAAGCUUCAUCACAUAGACUUCAGAUCGGACUCUCACAAACUUUGUACUUACCAGAGAGGCAAUCAGAACAGGAAACGCUGGAGAUGCAGAGAGAUUCACAGAAACAUACAGAGGAACAACAGAGGACUGAUGAGGCAGAGACUGGAUUAUUAAAUGAAAUAAAGGAUGCCACAUCCUCUUCAGGAAUCUUGGAGGAAAUAAUGAGUGGGUUGACAAAAGAAUCAGAGGAUAGUGAGUGGGAAUUACUGAGAGAAAUGGAGGAUCAUGAAAGAAAAGAGCAAAAAAGUGAACUUGAAAGCCAUGAGGAAACGUCAGAAGGCAACAUGAAUGUGGAGUUACUGAAUGACACAUGGGAAUGUGAAAAAGAAUCAGUAGCAGAAACGACAGGUAUUGAAACCAUGGUAGUUUCAACAGGUGGGGAGAUGGAGUCUGUGAAAAAAAUGGAAGAACUUAUCACAGAGGACGAAAAAGCUAAGUGUCAUCUAGUCUUUUUUGAAUCGGAAGCAUCAAAGGAAAUUAGCAAAGAACAUGAAGAAGAAGAUGAACAUGGAGAAUCAGUAGUAGACAGUAAGGAGGACUUAAAAGAAAGAGGCAGACCCGGACUGAAGAGAGGGUUCGAAAAGAUGGCAGAAGACAAUGACAAGGAUAAACCAUCUGUAUUAACAGAGCUUUUACUUCCAUUACAGACUUCAUCUUUGGACUUUACAGUCCAGAAGUCGAAGAUCGCUGUGAAAAACCCUCUUGUUCGACCCCCUAAAGACCAUCGUACACAUAUAAACAUGGCUUCUCUAGAACCUUUGACUCCUCCUCAUCCUUCACAGAAUCGUAUAGAAGGUGCAUGUGGACCAAGCAAAAGUGUGAUUGGAUUCAAACUCCCUGGUCUGGGUGCUGGUUUUCCGGCACUGAGAAAAACAGAAGCUGGAAGAAAAAUAAGAGAUGGGGAAGAUUCAGAGAGUGUAACACCACAGAAAUCCAACUCAGGCUCACAGUCAGCAGACAAUAAUGUCAAGCAAGAGACAUCACCUCACAAACCAAGAUGGACACCACCAAGACAACCUGGGAUGGGCAGUCCCCUGAUGAUGGCAGAGCUGAAGAGCAAACUGAAAAAACCUGUAAAAGAAUAAAAGAAACGUACCAGAAGAUGAAUUACAUUUUUUUAUAUCUUAAAUGAGCUCUUAUGUAUGUUUAUAAUUAAAAUAUGUAUGUUUAAAAUGA
Messenger RNA from Neoarius graeffei (lesser salmon catfish), 6005 nucleotides. Its product is annotated as trichohyalin. The record is from RefSeq and is a predicted model, not a curated record. The transcript is spliced from 7 exons. Bases 209 to 5914 code for a protein of 1901 amino acids. Lineage: Eukaryota; Metazoa; Chordata; Actinopteri; Siluriformes; Ariidae.